Molecule: messenger RNA, 1354 nt
Organism: Phodopus roborovskii (desert hamster)
Lineage: Eukaryota; Metazoa; Chordata; Mammalia; Rodentia; Cricetidae
Product: chymotrypsin-like protease CTRL-1
Exons: 11
Coding region: 115-1314 (399 amino acids)
Cellular component (GO): proteasome core complex
Molecular function (GO): serine-type endopeptidase activity
Source: RefSeq, a predicted model, not a curated record
AGAAAGAAAAACCCCACAGAAGCCGAGGCAGACGCCUUCCCCUGGCUUCACUCUUUCCAGUCUGGUCCACCCAUCGACCCCACGAUCUCAGUUGGCUUUCCUGCCCUCCCGGAGAUGCUGAAGCAGGCAGUGGAACAACACAGAGGAGGCUUCUCUUUCGAGAACUGCCAGAGGAAUGCGUCCUUGGAACAUGUCCUUUCGGGCCUUCGGGUCCCUCAUGCACGCAAGACUGGGACUACCAUCGCGGGACUUGUGUUCCGAGAUGGAGUUAUCUUGGGGGCCGAUACGCGGGCCACUAACGAUUCGGUCGUGGUGGACAAAAGCUGCGAGAAGAUCCACUUCAUCGCCCCCAAAAUCUACUGCUGUGGGGCUGGAGUAGCUGCGGACACUGAGAUGACCACGCGGAUGGCAGCUUCCAAGAUGGAGCUACACGCACUGUCCACCGGCCGUGAGCCUCGGGUGGCCACGGUCACCCGUAUUCUGCGCCAGACACUCUUCCGGUACCAAGGCCACGUGGGAGCGUCACUGAUCGUGGGCGGGGUUGAUCUGACCGGGCCUCAACUCUAUGGCGUGCACCCCCACGGUUCCUACAGCCGUCUGCCCUUUACGGCCCUGGGCUCUGGACAGGAUGCAGCCUUGGCACUGCUGGAAGACAGGUUCCAGCCAAACAUGACGGAAAGCAACGGCUACCACUUCUGCGGUGGUUCUCUCAUCAGCCCAAAUUGGGUAGUCACCGCUACCCACUGCCAAGUAACUCCCGGACGACACUUUGUUGUUUUGGGAGAAUAUGACCGAUCUUCCAAUGCUGAGCCUGUACAAGUGCUAUCCAUCUCGAAGGCCAUCUCAUACCCUAACUGGAACCCCAACAAUUUGAACAAUGAUGUGACACUCCUGAAGCUCGCCUCACCAGCCCGGUACACAACACGGAUCUCACCAGUCUGCCUGGCUUCCUCAAAUGAGGUGCUGCCUGCAGGCCUCACGUGUGUCACCACCGGCUGGGGCCGCAUCAGUGGUGUGGGUAAUGUAACACCAGCACGUCUGCAGCAAGCCGUUCUACCCCUGGUAACUGUGAAUCAGUGUCGGCAGUAUUGGGGUUCAGCUAUCACGGAUUCCAUGAUCUGUGCAGGUGGUGCAGGUGCCUCUUCCUGUCAGGGUGAUUCAGGAGGACCUCUUGUCUGCCAGAAAGGAAACACCUGGGUGCUUACUGGUAUUGUCUCCUGGGGCACUAAUAAUUGCAAUGUGCAAGCCCCAGCCGUAUAUGCUCGGGUUAGUAAGUUCAACACCUGGAUCAACCAGGUUAUGGCCAACAACUAAACUCUCCACAGACCCUUUCCCCAUCUCCAUCCAAUAAAGA